AAUUCUAUAUCCCUCUCUCUGCAAAACCCUCUAAUCCAAUACAAUUUAUUGCGCUUUCUCUCUCUAUCUCUGUCUGUGUCUCCAAUGGGGGCUGGGCGCGAAGUUCAAAUCUCUCUGGACGGCGUGAGAGACAAAAACCUCAUGCAGCUCAAGAAGCUCAACACCGCUCUCUUCCCCGUUCGCUACAACGACAAGUACUACGCCGACGCCCUUGCCUCCGCCGAUUUCACCAAGCUUGCAUACUACAGCGAUAUAUGCGUCGGUGCAAUAGCAUGCCGGCUUGAGAAGAAGGAAGGCGGUUCUGUCCGUGUUUACAUAAUGACACUGGGAGUUUUAGCACCGUAUCGUGGGCUAGGCAUUGGUACGAAGCUGUUGAACCAUGUUCUUGAUCUUUCCUCCAAGCAAAACAUUUCUGAAGUUUAUUUGCAUGUGCAGACAAAUAAUGAAGAUGCCAUAAACUUCUAUAAGAAAUUUGGGUUCGAGAUCACGGAAACAAUUCAGAACUAUUACACAAACAUUACCCCUCCGGACUGUUAUGUUCUUACCAAAAAUAUAACUCAAAGCCAAAACAAGAAAUAAUCUAUUUCCCGGAUGAGUUCCUUCUUGUUGCACCAUUAUCUCCUUAACUUCAUACUCCCUUAGAUAUACUGGAGUUGUAGCAGCAAAUUUUGAGGUUAUAAACAUGUGAAUUGCAUCUAUUUUUAGGUUGAGUUACUAUUAUUAAACAGUUCAUCUGAAUUUUUCUUCCUCCGA
Morus notabilis is the source of this 753-nucleotide messenger RNA. RefSeq names its product N-alpha-acetyltransferase 50. Gene Ontology annotation, molecular function: N-acetyltransferase activity. The transcript has 3 exons. The record is from RefSeq and is a predicted model, not a curated record. The coding region runs from base 85 to 579 and encodes 164 amino acids. Gene Ontology annotation, biological process: mitotic sister chromatid cohesion. NCBI's taxonomy places the organism in Eukaryota, Viridiplantae, Streptophyta, Magnoliopsida, Rosales, Moraceae. Gene Ontology annotation, cellular component: cytoplasm; NatA complex.